GGGUUUAGGGCUUCCUUUCCAUGGCUGUUUCAACCAGUUUUUCCGGUACCAAAUUGGAAGCCCUUUUAUUGAAAUCGGCGGCGACUUCCUCUUUUUCUCACCUUCCCCUUUUCUGCAAAUCCAUUCGGAGCAGGAGAAUCCCAUUUCAGAGAAGUGAGUUUUCGUCUUUGAGGUGCGAGGUUGCUUCAUCGGAUGUUUUGGUUCAGAAUGAUGAAAUUGAUCGGGCGAAAUCUUCCAAUCUCUCCGCGCUUGAACAGCUCAAAACCUCUGCUGCUGACAGAUAUACAAAGGAGAGAAGCAGCAUUGUUGUGAUUGGGCUUAGUAUUCAUACAACACCUGUUGAAAUGCGAGAAAAACUGGCUAUUCCUGAGGCAGAGUGGCCUCGCGCCAUUGGAGAGCUCUGUGGCUUAAACCACAUAGAAGAAGCAGCUGUUCUUAGCACCUGCAACAGAAUGGAGAUAUAUGUUGUUGCUCUAUCUCAGCAUCGUGGAGUGAAAGAAGUGACUGAAUGGAUGUCUAAGACAAGUGGAAUCCCGGUUUCGGAAAUUUGCCAGCACCGGUUCUUGUUGUAUAACAACGAUGCCACGCAACAUAUUUUCGAAGUUUCAGCUGGCCUUGACUCCCUUGUCCUAGGAGAAGGCCAAAUCCUUGCUCAGGUUAAACAAGUUGUCAAGGUUGGGCAGGGUGUUGCAGGAUUUGGAAGGAACAUUAGUGGCCUUUUCAAGCACGCCAUCACGGUGGGUAAGCGGGUGAGGACGGAGACUAAUAUUGCUGCUGGAGCUGUUUCUGUGAGUUCAGCUGCUGUAGAAUUGGCCUUAAUGAAGCUUCCUGAACCCUCACAUGCCACUGCAAGAAUGCUGGUGAUUGGAGCUGGUAAGAUGGGAAAGCUUGUUAUUAAACAUUUGGUAGCUAAAGGCUGCACAAAGAUGGUCGUGGUGAAUCGAUCGGAAGAGCGAGUCACAGCCAUCCGUGAGGAAAUCAAGGAUGUUGAGAUCAUCUACAAGCCGCUCACCGAAAUGCUUAGUUGUGCAGCUGAAGCAGAUGUGAUAUUCACCAGCACAGCUUCUGAAAGCCUUUUGUUUACAAAGGAGGAGGUUAAGAAUCUCCCCCCUGUUGGGCAUGAUGUUGGGGACCUAAGGCUUUUCCUCGAUAUCUCCGUUCCUCGAAACGUCGGAGCAUGCAUCAAUGAUCUAGAAAAUGUACGAGUUUACAAUGUUGACGACCUUAAGGAGGUAGUUGCUGCAAAUAAGGAGGAUAGGCUUCGAAAAGCUAUGGAAGCACAAUCAAUUAUCACUGAAGAAUCCAAACAAUUUGAAGCAUGGAGGGAUUCAUUGGAGACUGUUCCAACAAUCAAGAAACUGAGAGCAUAUGCAGAAAGAAUCAGAAUGGCUGAACUCGAAAAAUGUCUUUCAAAGAUGGGUGAUGACAUCCCAAAGAAAACUCGACGAGCCGUGGACGAUCUUAGUCGUGGUAUAGUUAACAAGCUGCUUCAUGGUCCAAUGCAGCAUUUGAGAUGCGACGGUAGCGACAGCAGGACAUUAAGCGAGACGUUGGAGAAUAUGCACGCGUUAAAUAGAAUGUUCAGCCUCGAGACAGAGAUAGCAGUGUUGGAACAGAAGAUCAGAGCUAAAGUUGAACAAAACCAGAAGUAAUAUGAAACUCUCAUUUAGUUUCAGUGUUGAAAAUAAGGGGAAAACUCCUCAGUCAGCUCGGUUCGUCGUGAUCUCGAAUUCGAAUUCGUAAGUACUCUGGAUUAAUACCUCCGUUGUGUUGGCUUGUUCCUUGUGCAUUAUUAUUCACAUCUGUAUCUGAAAUGUUGUUAAGUUUUGUAAUUAAGAUACUGAUUUUCUUCAAUAUAUAGAGAUAAUCCUUGAUUCUUCUGUCA
Molecule: messenger RNA, 1885 nt
Organism: Cucurbita maxima (winter squash)
Lineage: Eukaryota; Viridiplantae; Streptophyta; Magnoliopsida; Cucurbitales; Cucurbitaceae
Product: glutamyl-tRNA reductase 1, chloroplastic
Exons: 3
Coding region: 21-1652 (543 amino acids)
Biological process (GO): tetrapyrrole biosynthetic process
Molecular function (GO): glutamyl-tRNA reductase (NADP+) activity; NADP binding
Source: RefSeq, a predicted model, not a curated record